This is a messenger RNA of Siniperca chuatsi (mandarin fish), 3243 nucleotides long. It is a transcript of the gene tlr18, whose product is annotated as toll-like receptor 18. Gene Ontology annotation, biological process: immune response; regulation of heart contraction; inflammatory response. The transcript is spliced from 6 exons. Gene Ontology annotation, molecular function: protein binding; transmembrane signaling receptor activity; calcium ion binding. Bases 151 to 3099 code for a protein of 982 amino acids. Lineage: Eukaryota; Metazoa; Chordata; Actinopteri; Centrarchiformes; Sinipercidae. Gene Ontology annotation, cellular component: membrane. The record is from RefSeq and is a predicted model, not a curated record.
GAGAGAGUGAGAGAGAGAGAGAGAGAGAGAGAGACAGAGAGAAUAACUCGUCCAGGGUUAAGUCACUUUUCAGCGAGCGUCUAACACACAGCACAGGUUAAAAUGUGUUGAGAAUCAUCUCGAGGUCUGUCAUUGUGAUUUGAUUUGACUAUGAUUUGGAAAUUAGUUCAUUUUGGUGCUCUUCUUAUUGGAGCACUCACAUCCCCAACUCCAUCUUCACCCCCCACCACAAACACCGACGAAGGACCCUGUCACUUCUACAACUCUGGCCGCUCCGCAAACUGUCUGGGAAGACAGCUCGACAGUGUCCCAUGGAGACAACUUCCGUCCACACUGGAGGAAAUAGAUCUCUCCUACAAUAAACUUCAAGCUCUCCAUGCUAAUGACUUCCUCCGCCUCCCUCAGCUUCGCAUCCUUCAGCUGCAGUACAAUAACAUUUCACACAUUGACAAUGAUGCCUUUAAAAACAACACACUACUGGAGCAUCUUGAUAUCUUCAAUAACUCCCUGCAGGAAAUUCCUGCCACAGCUCUGACUCCUCUCUUGAAUCUAAAAAAGCUCUAUAUGUCCAACAACCUUUACAAGCAUGCCACUUUGGCUGAUAGUUUCUCCAAAUUUGUUAAACUCCAAGUUCUGUCUAUGGGUGGCCCUCUGGUGAAGGGCCUAAAGAAAGCUGAUUUUCAGUCCCUGAAGAACAUCAAGUUACAAGGUUUUGCCAUCAAAUGUUCCUCCAAUCUAAGUUACUACGAGCCUGGAAGUUUAGAAGUCAUCCAGACAAAGGAGAUGGGCUUUGAUAUGGCCAUAGAUCAACGACCAAACGCUCUCCUUCACAUGUUACGUGACCUUGCCAACAAGACCUUCACCAUCAUCCAGUUUCGCAACCUCUUUGAGUUCAUGUACUACAUGGGAGAGGAGGACAUUUUCCAGGGUUUAAAAGACAUCACAGCCCAUCAGCUCAUCUUUCACAGAGGGAAAUUCAAUGAGAAUCUCCUGAGGAUGGCUUUAAUUAACUUAGAAGUCACCCCUAUCAAAAGUUUGAGACUUCAAUACAUCGACUUUGCCCGUUCACCCACAUUUGUUGAUAGCGGAGUAGGUUCCAGCAUCACAGACCUGGCACUGGAUAAGUUGGAUCUUUGGUAUAUCAGCAAUCCUGAUGUGCUGCGAUUUGACUGGCGCUUCACCUGGUUCAACAAAAUUAAGGAACUGUCUAUCCAGUACGUGUACUUCAACUCUGUGCCUUGCGAUGCCUGGGUUGAGAUGGAAGGUGUGGAGUUUCUGGAUGUCUCCAAUAAUCGACUAAAGGAUGAGUUCAUCUUCAACCAGCGGUGUGAUUACAAGGGAACCAUGCCCAAUCUUCACACCUUCAACUUGAACACCAAUGACCUGACCAGCUUAAAAGACUUGUCAACACUAACAAGGGAGUUCCAGCAGCUGCGGGUGUUGGACUUUAGCAACAACAAACUGGGAUCUGCUGAAAAAAGUCGAGACUGCGUUUGGCAGAAAAAUAUCACUCGGCUCAUCGCUCACCACAAUCAAUUCGAAAGUGAAGCCCUCCGUUGUCUACCCACCACAGUGCACUACUUGGACCUGUCCUACUGCAACCUGGACCAGCUGGACAUGAUGUACUUUGAGAAAGCCACCAACCUGAAAGAGCUCCUGCUGAGUGGGAAUAAAAUCAAGUUCAUCCCAUCUAAGUGGGAAAGUCCGUCACUGCAGUCACUAGCUUUGGAUGGGAAUUCAUUUGGUCUCAUUAGCAAGGCAUCCUUCCAGGACAUGCCUCAACUGUCUCACCUGAGGGCAGGGAACAAUCCUUACCAUUGCACUUGUGAGCUCCAUGCUUUCAUCCAGGACACAAUAUCAAAAGGAAAGGUUAACCUCACAGGCUGGCCUUUGAACUACAAGUGUUACCACCCAGAGCCCUUGCUCAACACAGUCAUAUCCAAAUACUUACCAGGUCAAGUGGCGUGUGAUAUCAGACUAGUUAUCAUCAUCUGUGUUGCGACCACUGCAGCAGUGAUCUUGAUAUUGAUGCUAAUUUGCUAUAUUUUUGACCUCCCAUGGUACACUAAAGCCACGUAUCAGAUCCUCAGGACCAAAUACAGAGCACACAAGGAAAAAGCAGCAGGGGAAUCAGGGACUUUUAUGUAUCAUGCCUUCAUAUCCUACAGCCACUCUGAUGCAGACUGGGUGAGGGACCAGCUCUUGCCCUGUUUGGAGGACAACAGGAACCCCUAUCGUCUGUGUAUUCAUGAGAGGGACUUCAUGCCAGGAAGGUGGAUCAUCGAUAACAUCAUUGACAACAUUGAAAGCAGUCGUAAGGUAAUAUUUGUCCUCUCCCGGCACUUCGUUAACAGUGACUGGUGCAACUAUGAGCUGUACUUCGCUCAGCAGAGAGCAAUGGGAAAGACCUUCAGUGACGUCAUAUUAGUGGUGAAGGAGCCCAUUGAUCCCAGCUCCUUGCCUAGCAAGUACUGCAAGCUUAAGAAAAUGCUGAGUACCAAGACCUACCUGGAGUGGCCCCAGCAGGUCAACCAGCAAGCAUUUUUCUGGGCUCAGUUAAGGAGUGCAUUGGGCAAGCCAACAAUGACCAGAGGGGGGGGGCACAGUAUUAAGAGCAGAACCUCGUCUACGGGAGGCAUUUCUGGGCCCCCCACAGAGGACAGGAGGCCAGAAGAAGCAAAACCAAAUGCGGACAAAGAAGCAGAACCCAAAAACAAAAUUAUUAAAAGGAAUAAUGAUGAGCUGUCAAAUCAGAGACAAAUCCCUUUGAUGUCUUCCAACCUGCAAACAGCUAUGGAGGGCCUCAUCACAGUGUUCCACUCUUAUUCUGGAAAAGAGGGUGACAAGUACAAGCUGAGCAAAGCCGAGCUGAAGAGCCUGUUACAGGGAGAACUCAAGGAAUUCUUGGCAGCCAGCAAGGACCCCAUGGUGGUUGAGAAGAUUAUGGGUGACCUGGAUGAAAACCAGGACGGUGAAGUGGACUUCCAGGAGUUUGUCGUUCUGGUUGCUGCGCUGACUGUCGCCUGCAAUGAUUUCUUUGUAGACUACGAUAAGAACAGCAAGAAAGGCGAGAAGGACCCUGGUUCUAAAAAAGUCUAAUAAUUCACAUUAAAUCAAUAACCCUUUCUUUACACAAUUUACAUGUAACAAUGUUACAUUAGUCACUGCUAAUCAACUUGAUGUUUGUUUUUUUCCUUUUUUUUUUGUCCUUAGUCUUCAUCUUAAUAAAGAUGUUGCCCUGUU